AUGGCUUCGCACACGAUACCGAUCGCGAAGACGCCAUUCUUCCGAUACUUCGAAGCCGCUGAGAACCGCCAACCUAAAGGUGUCCAUGAACUAUGGUUGACUCUUGUCUACCGAUGCAAACUAUGUAUAGACGUCAGUGGAGCUCUUCAACUUCGACUCGUCAACAUGCGCCUCAAGGACUCCAGUGCGCACAUAGUUGCGGCAGGCAGCGGUCGGAAUGACCCUUCCUUGUGGCUCCUCUUCAAGAACUUUCUGAUGAGCUUCAUCGAGCUCGUGACUGAGAUACGGAUGGCCAAGUCGUUGAGACUACUGCCUCGGGUAGUCUUCAUAAUGUUGCGACCUGUCCAAAAGGCGACUCGAGAAGCAUGGUGCUUGAUAGAGACAAGCCCCUAG
This is a messenger RNA of Rhinocladiella mackenziei CBS 650.93, 393 nucleotides long. RefSeq lists its product as uncharacterized. The record is from RefSeq and is a predicted model, not a curated record. Lineage: Eukaryota; Fungi; Ascomycota; Eurotiomycetes; Chaetothyriales; Herpotrichiellaceae. The coding region runs from base 1 to 393 and encodes 130 amino acids. The transcript has a single exon.